AUGGACGGCGCAUCGACGGACACAGAGCCCGAGGCGACGGCCAGGCACGACGACGACGAUGAGGCGCCGCGGGGCCCUCCUGCCAAUGCUUUCACGAAACUCAUGGCCCCCAAGAAAAAGGCGGCCGCGUCCGCACCCCCCCCGUCCUCGACAGCGGCAGCGCCCGCGCCCCCCAAGGACCGCAUGGGCCUGGGCGCCUACCUCGCCGACCCGGCCUCGCUGCCGGCCUCGGUCGUCAUCCGCCACGACGCCGCCUUCGUCGCCAUCCGCGACCGCUACCCCAAGGCCACCGUCCACGCGCUGCUGCUCCCGCGCGACCCGGCCUGCGUCCUGCGCCACCCCUUCGACGCCCUCGCCGACCCGGCCCUGCUCGCCGCCGUCCGCGCCCAGGUCGACUCCCUCAGGGUGCUCGUCGCCGCCGAGCUGCGCCGCCGCCUUGGCUGCCACAGCGCCUCCGACGCCGCCCGCCAGGCUGUCCUCGACGGCUCCGCUGCGCCCGAGUCGCCGUCGCCGUCGUCAGGGCCGCCCGCGCUUCCCCCCGGCCGCGACUGGGCCGCCGACGUCGUCUGCGGCGUCCACGCCGUGCCCAGCAUGCGCCACCUACACAUCCAUGUGCUGUCGCGCGACAUGCACUCGCCCGCCCUGCGCCACCGCAAGCACUACAACUCGUUUGCCACGCCCUUCUUCGUCGAUGUGGCCGACUUCCCCCUCGCCGACGACGACCCGCGCCGCGACCCCGGCGCCAUGGGCUACCUGCGCAGGGACCUCCGGUGCUGGCGCUGCGGCAAGACCUUUGGUAACCAGUUCAAGCGCUUCAAGGAGCAUCUCGACGUCGAGUUUGAGGCGUGGAAGCGCAUCUGA
Messenger RNA from Hirsutella rhossiliensis, 861 nucleotides. RefSeq names its product c2HE / c2H2 / c2HC zinc-binding finger domain-containing protein. The record is from RefSeq and is a predicted model, not a curated record. Lineage: Eukaryota; Fungi; Ascomycota; Sordariomycetes; Hypocreales; Ophiocordycipitaceae. Gene Ontology annotation, cellular component: nucleus. The transcript has 2 exons. Gene Ontology annotation, molecular function: single-stranded DNA binding; DNA 5'-adenosine monophosphate hydrolase activity; mismatched DNA binding. The coding region runs from base 1 to 861 and encodes 286 amino acids. Gene Ontology annotation, biological process: double-strand break repair; single strand break repair.